UGGGGCGAUAACGCCCCCGCUCCGCGCUCUGCGCUCCAGACAGCUGCGAGCUGGAGUAGGAAGGUUCAGGCGGUGGCUGAGAGCGCGCUGGAGGCUGGAGGGCCAGGAGGCGAGAAGCUUCCCGCACGGGGGCGCUGUCACCUGCCUGUGGGAGGAGCCAGAGAGGGACCUGGCUCUGCUGCUCUGAAGCACCAGAGUCGGGAGAACCCAUCCAGACAUGAAGAGCGCCAAAGGUAUUGAGAACUUGGCUUUCGUCCCCUCCAGCCCAGACAUCCUGCGCCGCUUGUCUGCGUCCCCCUCCCAAGUCGAAGUCUCUGCCUUGUCCUCUGACCCCCAGAGAGAGAAUUCUCAGCCACAGGAGCUUCAGAAGCCCCAGGAGCCCCAGAAGUCACCAGAGCCAUCUCUGCCUUCAGCCCCUCCCAAUGUCUCCGAAGAGAAGCUCCGGUCACUGUCGCUGUCCGAUUUUGAGGAGGGGCCUUACGGCUGGAGGAACUUCCAUCCUCAAUGUCUCCAGCGCUGCAACACACCUGGAGGCUUUCUGCUUCACUACUGCCUCUUGGCCGUCACACAAGGUAUUGUAGUUAAUGGCCUAGUAAAUAUUAGCAUUUCCACUAUUGAGAAGCGUUAUGAAAUGAAGAGUUCCCUGACUGGCCUGAUUUCAUCAAGCUACGAUAUUUCAUUCUGUUUGUUGUCUUUAUUUGUAUCAUUCUUCGGUGAAAGAGGACAUAAGCCAAGAUGGCUUGCAUUUGCAGCCUUUAUGAUUGGACUGGGAGCACUUGUAUUCUCAUUGCCACAAUUUUUCAGUGGAGAAUAUAAAUUGGGGUCUCUUUUUGAAGACACUUGUGUAACAACAAGGAAUAGCACCAGUUGUACGUCUUCAGCUUCUUCACUUUCUAAUUACUUGUAUGUCUUCAUCUUGGGACAACUAUUGCUGGGGGCAGGAGGAACUCCUCUUUAUACUCUGGGAACAGCCUUUCUUGAUGAUUCUGUGCCCACACACAAGUCUUCUCUCUAUAUAGGAACUGGUUAUGCUAUGUCAAUCUUAGGCCCUGCUAUUGGCUAUGUAUUGGGAGGACAACUGCUAACUAUAUACGUUGAUGUUGCUAUGGGAGAAAGCACUGAUAUCACUGAGGAUGAUCCGCGAUGGUUGGGAGCUUGGUGGAUUGGGUUUCUUCUAUCAUGGAUCUUUGCUUGGUCUUUAAUAAUACCUUUUUCUUGCUUUCCAAAACAUUUACCAGGUACAGCAGAAAUUCAAGCUGGAAAAACUUCCCAGGCUCAUCAGAGUAACAGUAAUGCAGAUGCAAAAUUUGGAAAAAGUAUUAAAGAUUUUCCAGCUGCUUUAAAGAAUUUGAUGAAGAAUGCUGUCUUUAUGUGUUUAGUUCUAUCAACUUCUUCAGAAGCCUUAAUUACUACUGGAUUUGCUACAUUUUUACCUAAAUUUAUAGAAAAUCAAUUCGGAUUGACAUCCAGCUUCGCAGCUACUCUUGGAGGGGCUGUUUUAAUUCCUGGAGCUGCUCUCGGUCAAAUUUUAGGUGGCUUCCUUGUUUCAAAAUUCAAAAUGACAUGUAAAAACACAAUGAAGUUUGCAUUGUUCACAUCUGGAGUUGCACUUACGCUGAGUUUUGUAUUUAUUUAUGCCAAAUGUGGAAAUGAGCCGUUUGCUGGUGUAUCUGAAUCAUAUAAUGGGACUGGAGAAUUGGGAAACUUGAUAGCCCCUUGUAAUGCCAAUUGUAACUGUUUGCGAUCAUAUUAUUAUCCUGUCUGUGGAGAUGGAGUCCAAUAUUUUUCUCCCUGCUUUGCAGGCUGUUCAAACUCAGUUGCACACAGGAAGCCAAAGGUAUAUUACAACUGUUCCUGUAUUGAAAGGAAAACAGAAACAACAUCCACUGCAGAAACUUUUGGUUUUGAAGCUAAAGCUGGAAAAUGUGAAACUCAUUGUGCGAAACUGCCCAUAUUCCUUUGCAUUUUCUUUAUUGUAAUUAUUUUUACCUUUAUGGCUGGUACUCCUAUAACUGUGUCUAUCCUAAGGUGUGUUAAUCACAGACAACGGUCCCUAGCCUUGGGAAUACAAUUUAUGGUCCUUCGAUUAUUAGGAACAAUACCUGGACCAAUUAUAUUUGGUUUCACAAUAGACAGCACAUGUAUUCUUUGGGAUAUAAAUGAUUGUGGAAUUAAAGGAGCUUGCCGGAUUUAUGAUAACAUCAAGAUGGCCCAUAUGCUAGUAGCCAUAAGUGUUACUUGUAAAGUUAUCACCAUGUUCUUCAAUGGAUUUGCAAUCUUUUUGUAUAAACCACCUCCAUCAGCCACAGAUGUGUCAUUUCAUAAAGAGAAUGCAGUUGUGACUAAUGUUUUAGCAGAACAGGAUCUCAACAAAAUAGUAAAAGAAGGGUGAAAUGGGAAAAGAGAAGACUGUUUUACACCUGGAAAAUUUACCUCGAUUUUUAAGAACACACAUUGCCUGGCAGCAUUAUCUAUCCAAUAUGGACAAUCAUAUUUACAAAAUGGAUGUUUUUAUAAUCAAAUGUAUUUUUUUACAUAUAUAGUUUUUGUUUUAUGCAAGAAACAGACUUGUGCCUUCAAAGCCCACGUAAAGCCUCAAAACACAGCACACACACACACGAGCACACACACACACACGAACACACACACACACUUAUUUCCCAUUCCCAUUGUCUAGAUAUGAAAUCCUCAAGCAAUAACAAGAAAAAAUGCCCACAAUUAGAAAAAUUUGCACUUAAAAAAAAAUGUUUCUAUCCCCAUUACAACAUGUUUAAUUUUAAUUUUCACUGCUAAUAUUUUGAGCUUAGAACAUUUAUGGUAUAAAAAUUUAAACUAAUCAAAGUUGUGUGAUGAUUUCCAGGAAUUAUUAUUGAAAGCCUAUGAAUUUAAAACCAGGUUUACCAUGUAAUUUGUUUUUAAAUUUAUGUAUACUAGCCUGGCCUUUCUCCAAGCAAAUUACUGAACUAUUAGAAUAUGUUAGUUAUCAUCGUUGUGUCCUAGUAUAUGGUGAAUACAAAAAUAUCAGCAUUGUAUACACAUAUUUUCACUUUAACUCAAGAAUUCCAGGAGGUAAAUUGUUGAUAUUACAAUUUUUAACACAUUUAUGAUUCUGUGAUAGUAUUAUUCAAUUACAUAUAUUUAAGAGGAAAGUACCAGUCAGUAAAGACAAAUGCCAACUAAACAUGAAACUAUUGAUCAAUACUUAUAUACCUUUAAUUUUUCUUAUUUGAAAAGCCAAUCACUUAACACAUUACUCAUAGCACCUAAAACAGUGCCUUGUAUAGUGUAGUCAUCUAUUACUGUUUAAUUAAAAUAUUAAACCCUACCCUUUAACUCAGCAGUCCCCAACCUUUUUUGCAUCAGGGACCAUUUUUGUGGAAGACAAUUUUUCCAUGGGGGAAGAGGGUAUGGUUUUGAGAUGAAACUGCUCCACCUCAGACCAUUAGGCAUUAGUUAGAUUCUCGUAAGAAGAGUGCAACCUAGAUCCCUUGCAUGUGCAGUUCCCAGUGGGGUUUGCACUCCUAUGAGAAUCUAAUGCUACUACUGAUCUGAUAAGAGGCGGAGCUCAGGCAGUAAUGCUCACUCAACCUGCCUCUCAGCUCACCAACUGUGUGGCCCGAUUCCUAACAGGCCACACACAGCCCAGGGCUGGGGACCCCUGCUUUAACUGAUGCAUUGAUUUGAUAAAGUAUUUUACAAGCCUGAUAAUGUUAUAACCCUAUUUAUUCAGGUCAGAUUUAUGCCAACUUUGCUGAGAAUAUGGAGGGUAUAGAUGAGUGAACAUGAACAACCAUAACUUCUACCAUGGUUAAGAAUUUUACUUAAGAAAAGUAUUGAAGUUCAAAUCCAGAUAGUAUUACAUUUGAAAUUUUUAUAAGGGUUAUUAAUUUAAUAAAAUUCAUCAUCAGGUUUCCCCAUAAGCUUUCUCCUAGGUUAGUUUUCCACAAGCAUUGUUUUAUAUACACUGUAAUCAGGAUAACACAAGCUUAGUGUUAGAUCUUGUAGGGAACCAAGAUUAGAAACAUUAGAAAUUUGCAGAAUUUAAGAAAUUACGUUUUGUGGUAAUCUAUGGCCAACGAUGAUAGAACCUAGUGCAAUUGUAAAGUGAAAUUCAAGGAGAAGGAAUGAGGAGUUAAGGAAGCAGCACACUUGAAUAUUAGAGAAGGAGAGGAGCUGUGGGUCAGGAAUCAGAGAGACCUGCUAAAACCAGACAGACAUAAACACCAAAGACGGAAGCCAAAUAGGUAGCCAAAAAUCCAGAUAUUUGAGAAGCAGGAAAUUUAUAGCAACCAAAGAAAUAGGGCAAGAUAGGCAGAUGAACACACAUGAUACCUCAAUUGACAAUCUUCCUCCCACCAAGCCAGACACGUUGUAAAUGCUGCUUCCUAUUGGAGCCCAGAAAAAAGGAAAGUUUAGGCUUUCUGUGUCCUUUGUGUGGAAGCAGGGAAUUGGAUUGAAGACUUUCAUAGUUGUAACAUAAAGGCAAAUCCUGAGGAACUCACUGAUAGAGAUGUGAAAUGGCAGUAAGGAAGAAAACAGAAUAACUAUACAAAUAUAUUAGUCUAGGGCCACUUAAUUUAGAGGAAGAAAAAAAAAUCACCCCAUCCAUAGAAAUAGUUUGAUAAACAGGUCACUAAAUAAUUGGCAUUUAUAAAGAUUCUUAGUUAUCAAGGGCUGCAUUGUAUUUUAUAUACUCAGUUUUAUAAGGUGAUACUUUUUAAAUAAGUGUUUUAAUGAAAAUGGUUAAACUGAAAAUAAUUUUGGUCCUUAAAAGGAGUCAGGAGCUUUUAUAUAUAAGGUACAUAUUUUAAAAGAAUACCUCCUUUGUAACAGGGUUUUACAGACACUACCAUAAUUUAUAAUCAUUAUUUUUUACUUUUGGGUUCACCUAGAUCAUAUGAGUUGAUAUGAUACUUCUAGAACAAAAUUAUUCAUAAUGUGUUUUUUGUAAUUUAUGAUUGUUAAGUAAGCUUGACUUAUAAAUUGACAUUGUAAUUUUGUACAUAAUUGGAUAUAUGUGUUAAAAUUUAACAUUUAGAUUUACUUAACUGUAGAAAAUACAAAUGUAAAACUUACACAUGGAAAGAACUGUAUGCAGUUGACUUUACUAUGUAAAUUGAAGGGAAACAAAGUUUUAGAUCCAUUUUCUUUCAAAAUUUUCUUUAUUGUAAAGUAUGCAAAAUAUAUAUUCAUACCAUUUAUUAAAUCAGAAUGUUUAUACAAAAUUGUCAUGUUUGA
This is a messenger RNA of Pongo pygmaeus (Bornean orangutan), 5238 nucleotides long. It is a transcript of the gene SLCO4C1, whose product is annotated as solute carrier organic anion transporter family member 4C1. The transcript has 13 exons. Bases 218 to 2392 code for a protein of 724 amino acids. Gene Ontology annotation, molecular function: protein binding. The record is from RefSeq and is a predicted model, not a curated record. Gene Ontology annotation, biological process: sodium-independent organic anion transport; transmembrane transport. NCBI's taxonomy places the organism in Eukaryota, Metazoa, Chordata, Mammalia, Primates, Hominidae. Gene Ontology annotation, cellular component: basolateral plasma membrane.